Molecule: messenger RNA, 4723 nt
Organism: Danio aesculapii
Lineage: Eukaryota; Metazoa; Chordata; Actinopteri; Cypriniformes; Danionidae
Product: protocadherin-9
Exons: 5
Coding region: 707-4420 (1237 amino acids)
Biological process (GO): homophilic cell-cell adhesion
Cellular component (GO): plasma membrane
Molecular function (GO): calcium ion binding
Source: RefSeq, a predicted model, not a curated record
AGAGCGAGGAAAAGCAUCCCAACACAUCUCACCGUUUGGACUUUUUCCCUCAUUCAGGUGUGCGCGGCGAAUCACGCACAAGACACCGGGACUGAAGCCGUGGAUUUUCUUUCUAGCUGAGGACUGAGAGAGGAACGAUCUGAUCGCAUUUCAACUUGACUCUUUUUUUUCUCUGAUGGGAUAGUUUAUGUUGAUAUUUCAGCAGAACAGGUGCAUUUCAGAAGGACUCCUCCGGUAAUGCGGAAUGACCAUACGGGACCGUUAACGCGCGCGUGGAUCACCUGAUUCAUCACCGACCACCGCAUUCCGCGCGCCAGCGAUCUGCGGGAGAAAGUUAAUAAAGAUUGUCUGAUUGAUUACUGCUAAAUCAACAUUUCCUCCCAAAACCAGCUGUUCUUAGAAUUGGAUUUUUUUUUGCACGUCUAAAAUACUUAAGUAUUCACUGACCUAGUCCUCUAAGCAGUGAUCAGCACGGAUACCUUCAUUUUGCAUUGGAGUCAGAUCAUUUUUCUGACUGCUUGAUCGGAUUUGUCACUAUGUCCGUGAAUUGGUAACCUCCGUAUGAGCAAGCUCACAGUGAACCGAGGGUCGUGUUUGGCUGCACUUUAUCUACAAAUGUAAGGCUCUGUGAAACCUUGGCUCUGACAACACCAUAUGGAGACAACUGUUUGAAUUAAAGCAGCGGGAACACGCGUGAACUGCUGUCAUGGAUUUAAGGGAUUUUUUCUUGUUGGCAACAUUAGUUGCUUGUUUCUGGUUAGAUCCAACCAUAGCCCAGGAGCUCAUUUACCCUAUUCGAGAAGAGCUACAGGAGAAUGUUCUUAUUGGAAACAUACCAAAGGACUUGAACAUCUCUCAUAUGAACUCUGCCACCGGGGCUAGCAGUAAUCUGGUUUACCGACUUGUUUCAAAAGCAGGUGACACCCCGCUACUUAGAGUGAUGAGCAAUACAGGGGAAAUCUUUACCACCUCCAACCGAAUAGACAGAGAGAAACUCUGUCCUGGCCCCUCUUUUGAGGACAGCGAGUGCUCCUUUGAAAUCGAGGUUGUCAUUUUGCCCAAUGACUAUUUCAGAUUAAUUAAAAUUAAAAUCAUUGUCAAAGACACCAAUGACAAUGCCCCCAUGUUCCCCUCGCCUGUGAUCAACAUUUCCAUUCCAGAAAACACGCUCAUCAACAGCCGCUUUGCUAUUCCUUCUGCCACUGAUCCAGAUACCGGACCCAACAGCGUACACAAAUACGAGCUGCUGAAUGGGCAAAGCGCCUUCGGUUUGGAUAUUGUGGAGACACCAGAGGGUGAGAAGUGGCCUCAGCUUAUUGUUCAGCAGAAUUUAGACAGAGAGCAGAAAGAUACAUAUGUUAUGAAAGUCAAAGUGGAGGAUGGGGGGAACCCACAGAAAUCCAGCACUGCCAUUCUACAGGUUACAGUCACUGAUGUUAAUGAUAACAGACCUGUCUUUAAAGAGAGCCAAAUUGAGGUUCACAUCCCAGAAAAUUCCCCUGUUGGCACAUCAGUAGUGCAGCUGCAAGCCACCGAUGCAGAUGUGGGAGCCAAUGCAGAAAUAAAAUACAUGUUUGGGGCUCAGGUGUCUCCGGCGACACGGAGACUUUUCGCUCUGAACACCACCACCGGGCUCAUAACAGUUCAAAGGCCACUUGAUAGAGAGGAGACUGCCAUUCAUAAACUCACAGUACUAGCCAGCGACGGAAGCUCGAGUCCAGCAAGAGCCACUAUCACUAUCAAUGUGACUGAUGUGAAUGACAAUGCACCAAACAUUGACCUGAGGUACAUCAUCAGUCCAACCAACGGUACUGUGAUGCUUUCUGAAAAAGAUCCAAUUAAUACCAAAAUCGCCCUCAUUACUGUAUCUGACAAAGAUACAGAUGUCAACGGCAAGGUGAUUUGCUUUAUUGAAAAAGAUGUUCCCUUUCAUCUCAAAGCAGUUUAUGAUAACCAGUAUUUGCUAGAAACAUCUGCACUGCUCGAUUAUGAAGGAACAAAGGAGUACAUCUUCAAGAUUGUGGCUUCUGACUCUGGAAAACCUAGUUUAAACCAGACCGCCCUGGUCAGAGUACGGUUGGAGGAUGAGAACGACAAUCCGCCCAUCUUCACCCAGCCUGUCAUCGAGCUGGCGGUCAUGGAGAACAACCUGCGUGACAUGUUCCUGACAACCAUCAGUGCCACGGAUGAGGACAGCGGACGGAAUGCAGAGAUUGUCUACCAGCUUGGACCCAACGCAUCAUUCUUUGAUCUUGACCGCAAAACAGGAGUGCUAACAGCAUCCAGGGUGUUUGAUAGGGAGGAACAAGAGCGGUUCCUCUUCACAGUCACCGCUAGAGACAAUGGCACCAGGGCUCUGCAGAGUCAAGCUGCAGUAAUAGUGACUAUACUUGACGAGAAUGACAAUAGUCCUAAAUUUACACACAACCACUUUCAAUUCUUUGUGUCAGAGAAUCUGCCUAAAUAUAGUACAGUUGGAGUAAUCACAGUCACAGAUGCAGAUGCUGGUGAGAAUGCAGUGGUGAGGCUCUCAAUCCUUAACGAUAAUGAGAACUUCAUCCUCGACCCAGAUUCUGGAGUCAUAAAGUCCAAUGUUUCCUUUGACAGAGAGCAGCAAAGCUCCUACACCUUUGAUGUCAGAGCUGUGGACAAUGGAAGCCCUCCAUGUUCGUCAGCUGCCAAGGUGACAAUAAAUGUCAUCGAUGUCAAUGAUAACACCCCCAUUGUCAUCUACCCACCAUCCAACACCUCUUUCAAACUAGUGCCACUGUCUGCGAUUCCAGGAUCUGUUGUGGCUGAGGUGUUUGCAGUAGAUGGUGAUACAGGUAUGAAUGCAGAACUCAAAUACACUAUUGUAAGUGGCAACGUUAGAAGUCUUUUCAGAAUUGACCCUGUAACGGGAAACAUCACAUUAGAGGAGAAACCCACAAUUGCAGACAUUGGCCUCCACAGGCUAGUAGUCAACAUCAGUGACCUUGGCUAUCCUAAAUCCCUGCACACUCUUGUCCUUGUUUUCCUGUUUGUGAAUGACACAGUUGGAAAUUCUUCAUAUAUACAUGAUCUAAUCCGUCGGACAAUGGAAACACCGCUAGAUAGAAACAUUGGUGAGAGCAGCGAGACUUAUCAAAAUGUUGACAACCUGAAAACCAUCAUUGCCAUCGUGACAGGUGCUAUGGUCGUGAUUGUGGUCAUCUUCAUAACAGUUCUGGUGCGCUGCCGACAUGCCUCGCAGUUUAAAGCUGCCCAGAGAAAGAAACAGGGUGCAGAGUGGAUGUCCCCCAACCAAGAAAACAAGCAGAACAAGAAGAAGAAGCGCAAAAAGAGGAAGUCACCAAAGAGCUCCCUCUUAAACUUUGUCACCAUUGAGGAGAACAAACCCGACGACCCCGCCCACGAGCCCAUAAACGGAACCAUCAGUCUCCCAGCUGAGCUCGAAGAGCCUGGGAUUGGACGCUUUGAUUGGAAUGCCACCCCUACCACCACCUUCAAACCCAGCAGCCCAGACUUGGCCCGGCACUACAAGUCCGCUUCACCCCAGUCAGCCUUCCACCUCAAAGCUGACACUCCGGUGUCUGUGAAAAAGCAUCACGUCAUACAGGAGCUGCCACUGGACAAUACCUUUGUUGGAGGCUGUGAUACGCUUUCCAAACGUUCCUCCACCAGCUCUGAUCACUUCAGUGCCUCAGAAUGCAGUUCACAAGGAGGCUUCAAGUCAAAGGGGGCACCUUUGCACACCAGACAGGGAACGCUUACCCGUGCCCGUACCGAGCUGAAUCCCGACUACCUGGACCUUCGCUCCCGAGCCGAGCUGAACCCAGAGUACUGGACGCCCUGCACUCCUCUAUCACAGCGGCGUGUCACGUUUCACCUGCCGGACGGGUCUCAGGAGAGCUGCAGUGACAGUGGGCUGGGGGACCAUGAGCCGGUAGGCAGUGGGCCACUCCUCUCACACCCUCUCCCUCUGGUGCAGGCGCAGGACGACUUCUAUGAGCAGGCCUCCCCGGACAAGAGGACCGAAGCUGACGGCAACUCGGACCCCAACUCUGAUGGACCUCUAGGACCCCGAGGCCUGGUGGAGGCCACAGAGAUGUGCACUCAAGAGUGUCUGGUUCUGGGUCACUCCGACAACUGUUGGAUGCCGCCGAGCCUGACCUCGUACCCGUCACCCAAAUCCCCCGUAUCCUCCUUCAACACCCAGAAGGAGUGGGCGAAAGAGAGACUCCUGAACGGACACACUCUGAGCCGCAGCUGGAAGAGUGACCGCGUGGGCCAGGAACCGUUCGUGGACCGCAAGACCUUCGGAAGCUCCGAGGGACAUUUUGGGAGCGGAGGCGUUCAUAUGGCCGACAUCCCUUUGGCCAGCCUGAAAUCUUACCAGCCUGCAUCUGGCCCCGACAGUCCUAAAGAACAGCAGCUUUAAGAGCUUCUUAUUUUGGUUUGGGAUUCGUUUAUUGUAUUCUUCGUUUAUCCCUGCGACUUUGGAGAGCUUUAGUCCAUUCCGGUUGUUUUCUUUCUUAGAUUGAUUGCUAAUGCGGUGUGAUAGUUACGUGUAUGGAGUAGUCCUUAGACUUUUAUCGCUUAUGCAGGACAGUGUACUAUGCGAAUCCGAAUUUCCCUUCGAACUCAUCACGGAUUGCUGCAAAAUCGACAUUCAAUGGAAUCAUCGUAUACUUCGUCUUGAACAGGGACCGCAAAAACAAACGUUCAAGAUUAAAAACAGGGC